Molecule: messenger RNA, 630 nt
Organism: Ostertagia ostertagi
Lineage: Eukaryota; Metazoa; Nematoda; Chromadorea; Rhabditida; Trichostrongylidae
Source: the annotation of a GenBank genome assembly
AUGUCCCCUGAACAGAGCAAAAUACUACGUAAAGUACAUCUCGGAAGGCCACCGCAUGGAUUUCUUCCAGAACCAAUCAUGCAGUCAAGCAUACCGGAAAGUUUCGAGAUCGGGUACUUUGUUCAACCCGUCGAUCACUUUGACAAUCGAAACCCGUAUACAUUUGAUCAGAAAUACUUCAAAAACGAACAAUGGGCCAAGUCAGGUGGCCCAAUCUUCCUAAAGAUUGGUGGCGAGUCACCGGCACGCUCUUCGUGGGUUCUCAAUGGGAACCUCACCUAUCUUAAAUGGGCGGAAAAGUUCGGAGCAACUGUGUAUCACCUAGAACACAGAUACUAUGGUGAUAGCCAUCUGCUCGGAGCAGGUGAAGCGUUCAAGAACAAACCAUAUUUGUCAUAUCUAUCAUCCCUGCAAAUGCUCUAUGAUGUGGCCAAUUUUAUACGGACAGUCAACAUUGAGAUGGAUUUGGCUGACCCUAAAUGGAUCCUCUUCGGUGGAUCGUACUCUGGAUCACUGGCACUGUGGAUGCGCGAACUCUUCCCUGAGUUGGUCUAUGGAGCCAUCGGUUCCUCAGCACCGCUGGAGGCGAAGUUGGAUUUCUACGGUAGAUUAGGAAUUAUAUUUCGAAUC